Messenger RNA from Solenopsis invicta (red fire ant), 2669 nucleotides. RefSeq lists its product as uncharacterized. The coding region runs from base 621 to 2339 and encodes 572 amino acids. NCBI's taxonomy places the organism in Eukaryota, Metazoa, Arthropoda, Insecta, Hymenoptera, Formicidae. The record is from RefSeq and is a predicted model, not a curated record. The transcript is spliced from 2 exons.
CGUAAAGCGAGUCGCUCGGCUUAACCAAUAGGAAAAAGCAAACUGUGGAAAGUGUACGUUUUGACUUUCGUACGUUUAAGUACGUUUUCUGCCACUACACACGCAGCAGAAGAUUAAUCACAUACCAGUAAUUUUUUUUUUUAAUAACGUCGUGAAUUCUCACAGAUAGAUCACAUAUCAGUAUCACCUUCGGAGGUUAAUCACAUGCUGUGACUUGUGAGUUCGCGCGUCGCCAUCGUUUUCAAACGUAAGCGUUUGAUUGGUCAGUCUUAAGGGAGACUUCUUGUGUGACGGGUCAAAAAAAUCGAAAAAUUUUUUUUUUCAUAUUUUUAUAGUUUGACAUCUCAAAAAAGUGUCUUUAAAAUAUUAAGACGAAAUUCAUUAAAUUGACGAAGUUAUAAAGGACGCAGCCUCCAUAUGGCGCGCCGACCGAGUUUUCCAUGCGGCGAGCACAUCGUUGCGUAUCAGGUAGUGUUCUCACACCUAGCCAGAUGGUGCUUAGGACGAUUCUUUGUGAUCCCUUAGGGGAAUAUCGUUUAAAAUUUCCGUUACAAGAGGUUCGUUGAGAUUAGUCUGCUCUCGUACUCCGAACGAAACAGACGCGAAUUUUUGGAGUAAACAUGGAGAGAAAAGGUAAACAAGGAGGUCACAAACGUUCGAUUAAACGAAAAUUUACCAAUAAUCAAUAUACUAUUGAAGCUGAGACUAGUUAUGCUAGUACAUCGGCAGAAAAAAUAAGAAACACUGGAGACAAUGAGCUUCGUAUUAAUAGAGAACAUAACUAUAAUAUUUUCAACUUCUUUUCGGUUUUUUCUGCGAUCAGUGCACUUGUUAUUUGUAAAAACUGCAAAAAGGACAUAACAUUUAAUGAAGCAAGUCCUCGUGGAUUGGGAUUCAAAAUAGCAGUAGAAUGCAGCUGUGGUGUAACUUAUAUAAAUUCGUGUCCUUUAAUUGAUAACGCUUACGAAAUAAACCGCAGAAUUGUUCUUGCCAUGCGACUUAUAGGCGUAGGUAUAAACGGACUGAAUUUAUUUUGCGGUAUCAUGGAUUUUUGUCAAGGACUUUCUAAUACCACUUAUUAUGCAUGUCUUCAAAACAUCUAUUGUGCAAGCGAAACCGUGUAUAACAUUGUGACGAGGAAAGCAGUCGACGAAGAGAAAGAAAAGAACGCUGAACACGGUAAUCCACCAUCGGAAUUGAUUGUAUCCGGAGACGGCACGUGGAAGAAAAGAGGCUUCAGCUCUUUAUUUGGCGUCUCUACACUCAUUGGCAUUUACAGCAAGAAAGUAAUAGAUGCACUUGUAAAAUCAAGUUUUUGUCAAGCAUGCAGUACAUGGAAAAAGAAUUUUGACACUGUGGAGUAUCAAAAUUGGAAAGAAUCCCAUGAAAAUGAAUGCACCAAUAAUCAUGAAGGAUCUGGCAAGAUGGAAGUAGAUGCGGUAAAAGAAAUGUUUUUACGGUCGAUGAAUAAAUAUAAAGUAAAAUAUAAGAGAUAUGUAGGAGAUGGAGAUAGCAAGACAUUUAAAUCUCUUUCGGAGGCUCUGAUAUACGGGGAAGAUUUUAUAAUUCAGAAAAAAGAAUGUGUAGGACAUGUACAAAAAAGGAUGGGUACGAGAUUACGUAAUGCUAAGAAGAAAAACAAAGGCAUCGGUGGAAAGGGAGCAGGAAAAUUAACCGACAAAAUUAUUAGUGAAUUGAGUACAUACUACGGGUUGGCAAUAAGAAGAAAUCCGGAGUCAGUUGAAGAGAUGAGGAAUGCUAUAUGGGCUACAUUUGAUCAUAAAAGAUCGACCGACAAGAAUCCACACCACGAGCGUUGUCCUAAAGGGUCCACGAGCUGGUGCGCAUGGCGUAAAUCGGAAGCUGCAGGAACAUUGUCUACUUUCACACAUGACAAGACACCGCUGAAUGAUGAAGUGUUAAAUGUUAUUCGACCUAUUUAUGAAGAUUUUAGUAAUGAUACUUUAUUAGAACGAUGCCUCGGAGCAUACACACAAAAUAAUAAUGAAAGUCUGAAUGCGUUAAUUUGGAAAAUUGCACCAAAACAUUUGCACUGCGGGACCAAAACGGUGGAAAUUGCUACUUUUUUGGCAGUAUGUAUUUUUAAUGAAGGUUUCAAUUCAAUUUUAAAAAUCAUGAACAUAAUGGGACUAAAAAUCGGCCAAAAUGCCAAAACUUUCGCCGAUAAUAGAGACAACGAGCGCGUCAAACGUUCGGAGCAGCACACAUCACAUGAGGCAAAGAAGGCCAGAAUUACCAAGAGACAGGAAAAAACUGAUCAACACGAAUUUUUUGAAGUUGAGGAAGGUCUCUUAUAUGGCCCUGGCAUAGCUGACUAAGGAUGACCAGGACCGUAUCAAUCGUGGCGCCCGAUGGAGGAGGAUUUUAAAACUUACUUUUUUAAAUAAUUUGUAUUUUCCAUAAUUUUGAGUAAAAAGGUUUGAAAAAAAUUGAGGUACUUUUUAAAAGAUGAAUAAGUUUAAGUAUAAAACAUUAAAUCUGUAGGUCUAACCAUUUUUUUUAAAUUAAUUCUUAAAAAUUGCAUUGAAAACGGCCCGUCACACAAGAAGUCUCCCUUAAGUCAUAAGUCUUAGAAGUUGGCUGUUGGCCAACUUCACCGAUUCACCGAUCAGACUCACCGAUUACCCUUCCGACUCUCUUCCGACUCA